UAGUGCUGUAGUUCAAUUGAGCCGUGCAUCUGAAUUUGGUAGUUUGUGUGAUUAUUGUACGUUACGAACGUGUACGAGUUGGGUUGCCGUGGUUUCGUGUUAUGUGAAUUUGAUUGUUAAAAAACAACCUGUUAAGCGUUCGCGACUGUGAACGAAAUGAUAGUAGUGAUAAGAAAUACUGAUAAAGUGAUAACGGUACUAUAAAAGGCUGUGAAUUUUCUAACACAAGUUUACAUGGAAUGUAUAUAAACAAACCCACCUUCACGCGGGAGUUGAUUACAAUAAUAUCACAGAAAAAAGACUGUUGGCAUGAAACUCGAAAAGGAAUUAGUGAUAGUUUUAUUGACAGCCGUUUGCAAUGCGGUAGCCCAAAAUAUCCAAAUUUAUGACAAUCCUUUUGAUCCCAACAACAACCAAUAUGAUCCGAAUAAUUCCAACAGAUUCGAUCCAGAUAAUCCAAACAGAUUUGAUCCCAAUAAUCCAAAUAGAUUUGAUCCCAACAACCCAAACAGAUAUGAUCCAAACAACCCAAACAGGUUCGAUUCGAAUAACCCCAGUAGAUACGAUCCGAUCAAUCCCAACAGUUACGACCCAAAUAACCCUGACAGACUAGAUCCAAACAAUCCUAAUAGGUUUGACCAAAACAACCCCAAUAGAUUUGACCCAAACAACCCCAAUCGGUACGACCCAAACAAUCCGAACAGGUAUGAUCCAAAUAAUCCCAAUAGGUACGAUGUAAAUUUCCCAAACAGAUACGAUACCAACAGAUUUAAUCCAAAUACUCCUAAUCAAUAUAAUCCUAACGAUCCUAAUGAGAAUCCUUUCGAUCCAAACCGAAAUCCUUCCUUUUCAACUAAUGACUAUGGAGGAUCUUCCAACCCAUUCACUUCGGAAUCCCCAUUCGGAAGACCAUCAUCCCCUAGGACUCCUUGGAGACAGAAUCCUUCUGACAGUGGUUUUGGGCGACAUCCAAUCGAUGAGCAUACCUCAAUUAUUCGUGAAGCAACAUAUUUUGUUGUUGCAUCUCGUAUAGUAAGACCUGGCCAGCUAUACAGGGUGUCUGUUCAAGUUUUUAGAACUCGUCAACCGUUAACAGUUAGAGCUUCUAUUCAAAGAAACGGAGUUGAAAUGUCUACCGAUCACAAAGAAAUAAAAGAAAACAUUCCCGAAACUCUUCUAAUGAGGGUACCACCAACCAGCGCCCCUGGUGAAUAUAAACUGAGGGUGGAAGGUCUCUAUAAUGAUAUAUUUGGUGGAGCUGCUUUUAUAAACGAAACUAAAUUAACAUUUUCCCAAAGAUAUAUGACGAUUUUUAUCCAAAUGGACAAACCUGUUUAUAUGCAAGGACAAACUGUGAGGUUCCGUGUAAUCCCAAUAAAUACCGAAUUAAAAGCGUUCAAUAAUGCUAUAGAUGUGUACAUGUUAGAUCCGAAAGGUCAUAUUAUGAAACGUUGGCUAUCCAGACAGUCAAAUUUGGGAACUGUUAGUUUGGAAUAUCAAUUAUCAGACCAACCAGUUUUUGGUAAAUGGAAAAUAAAAGUUGACGCCCAAGGACAGACGGAAGAAUCAACUUUCGACGUUGAAGAAUAUUAUCAGACAAGAUUUGAGGUGAAUGUUACCAUGCCCGCAUUUUUCUUCACAACUGACGAAUAUAUUCAUGGCAUUGUGAUGGCAAAUUAUACAAGUGGAGGUCCAGUUAGAGGAAAUUUAACCCUGAAGGCAACAGUAAGACCAAUAAACCCGAUUAGGAACUGGAGAACUGACACCUCCACCAGUACUCCUUAUAAUCUUGACGACAUUUCAAAAAGCAGACAGCAACAACAACAAGAUUACAUGAAUCCUAAUUAUAAUGUUGAAUAUAAUGAACCGCCAUUGCUUGAAAAGUACUUCAGUUUUGAUGAACAGUUGCCCUUUUGGAUAUCAAUGCCUUACAGAUAUUACGAACCAAUUCCUAUUUUAAAAUACUUCUAUGGGGUUUAUAAAUUUCAAUAUCCCUUGAGCGAAAUAUUACGCCAUAUACCAACACUAGAUGGAAUGGAAGUGGUCAUUACAGCCACUGUGGGUGAAAGGUAUUUAGAUGAAGUAAUCGAAGGUUACUCUGUAGCAAGAAUCUAUAAUUCAUCACUGAAACUCUCAUUUAUGGGUGGAUCUCCUCAAGUAUUCAAACCAGGAAUGCCUAUAUCAACAAAUAUAGUUGUCAAUUAUCAUGAUGGCUCUCCGCUUUCUGAAGAAAGAUUGUUACAAAGUACUAUGGAGGUUCAUUAUUCUGUUGAAAUGAGAGGCGGUGGUAGACGUGAUGGAGCUAUUCAACAAAUUCCAUUAAGUGACCGUAUGGGAAUUUGGCAAUACAACAUUGAUCUGAAGGGAGAUUUGGGACUAGAUGGACAGAGAUCUUCAGAAGAGUUAAACGAUAUGAGUGCUAUUAGGAUACAGGCUUAUUUUAGAGAUGCGCGGGGCGAAAGGGCUAACGCAGAAUUAUUGUUAGUUGCCCACGAAAGUCCUAGGAACAAACACAUCAAGAUUUCUACAAGUACCAGGACACCACAAGUUGGAGAAUACAUUAUAUUCCACAUUCGCAGUAAUUACUUUAUCGAGUACUUCAAUUACAUGAUAAUGUCGAAGGGUAUGGUCUUAUUGGCAGCCCAAGAAGAUAUGAAGUACAACGUCCAAACGAUGGCUGUAACACUAAGUGCAGAAAUGGCACCAGCUGCUACAGUUGUGGUUUGGCAUGUGGACAGGUAUGGAGACGUUACUGCUGAUAGCUUAACGUUCCCUGUCAAUGGAAUCAGUCGGAAUAAAUUUACUGUACUCAUAAACAACAAAAAAGCAAGAACAGGUCAUAAGGUGGAAGUAGCCAUCUAUGGUGAACCCGGCUCUUAUGUGGGAUUAUCUGGAAUCGAUUAUUCUUUCUUCAGCAUGCAGGCUGGAAACGAAUUAACAUAUUCACACGUUUUGAAGAAAAUGGCAACCUUCGACGAACAAACCAAUGGUACACAUCUUCACACUUGGAUUUCACACGAAGGAAACCCCGAGGAGUUUGUCUAUUUUCCGUCUUCCACUUACGGCAUUGACGCAAAUCGUACUUUUGAAUACGUUGGUCUCGUGGUUUUCAGUGAUGUUCAAGUACCUAGAAGACUGAGUUCGUGCAAUUAUACCCUUGGAUACGGCGAAUGUUUGACAGGACGAUGUUAUAGACUUGACAAGAAAUGUGAUGGAUUUUUGGAUUGUGAAGAUGGCACGGACGAAGUAGGCUGCGAAAGAGAUAAUGGUACCCAAAUCGCAAUGUUCCGAAAGAAUCGAUUUAACAGGAUCCAAAGAUUAUACGACAACGUUUGGUGUUGGAAAGAUGUUAAUAUAGGACCUCAUGGUCGAUAUAUAUUUAAUAUUCUGGUCCCUAGUCACCCAGUGCAUUGGAUGGUAUCUGCGUUUUCUAUGAGCCCAUCCCUUGGAUUUGGGAUGUUAAAUAGACCCUUAGAAUACAUGGGUGUGCUGCCGUUCUUUAUAAAUGUCGAAAUGCCCAAUGAAUGUAGACAAGGGGAACAAGUAGGCAUUCGAGUUACUGUUUUUAAUUACAUGCCCAAUGCCAUUGAAGCAACGGUUGUUUUGGCAGGAUCUCCCGAUUAUAAAUUCGUCCACGUUGAACAAAAUGGUGUUGUUAGGGCUUACAACCCAAGAACGUCAUUUGGAGAACAUCAAUUCUUUAUUUAUAUAAAGCAACAAGAUGCUGAAGUGGUCUAUCUUCCUAUUGUCCCAACAAGACUGGGUGAUAUUGAGGUAACUGUUUAUGCCUCUACACUUAUUGGAAAGGAUGAGGUUACCAGAAAGUUACAUGUUGAGGCUGAUGGUUUGCCACAAUACAGACACCAGUCGAUGUUACUUGAUUUGAGUAAUAGGGCUUAUGCCUUCCAAUAUAUGCACGUCAAUGUUACUGAAACGCCCAUAAUACCGUACGAAUUCGAUCGAUACUACGUCUAUGGAUCGAACAGGGCUCGAAUAUCAAUUGUAGGUGACGUAGUAGGUCCUAUUUUCCCCACCAUGCCUGUCAAUGCCACGUCAAUGUUGAAUUUACCAAUGGAUGCUGCAGACAUGAAUAUGUUUUCAUUUGCUGCAAAUAUGUACACAACCCUCUACAUGCGUUACACACAGCAGCGAAACAGAACUCUGGAACGCCUUGCCUUCUACUACAUGAACAUCGGUUACCAAAGACAGCUCUCUUUCAUGAAAGAAGACGGUUCGUUCGGUCUUUUCAGAAGCGAUUGGAAUCACUCGGCGUCGUCUGUGUGGUUAACAGCAUACUGCGCAAGGGUGUUCCAGGAAGCUAGUUUCUACGAGUGGGAAAAUUACAUUUACAUCGAUCCAAUUGUGAUAUCGAAGGCAAUGGACUGGGUACUUAGUCACCAAAACGAAUAUGGUUCUUUCUAUGAAACCACAUGGUCUCCUGACAGAAAAUACAACGAUACUCUCACGUGGUCAGACAGGGAUGAAAUACGACACCGUAAUAUCACACUUACAGCCCACGUUCUUAUCACCUUGGACUCUGUUAAAGAUCUUCAAAGUGGUUUGAGUUCAAAAGUAGCUAUAGCUGCUAAACGAGCCAUACAAUGGCUAGAACGUAAUCUAGACUUGCUUAAUAAACACGGUUCUCCCUUUGAAGUAGCCAUUGUGGCUUAUGCACUGAUGAAAAGCAAAGCACCCAAUGCUGAGACAGCUUUUAGUUUCCUAGCUCGUCACGGUCGUAUAGAAGGGGGUCUUAUGUAUUGGGGAAGAGAACCUGUACCCCAGCCACCUUACAAAACAGAAAAUCAAAAGCCAUUCAGACUGCCAAGACUGCCUUAUAAAUACGAUUCUGAAAAUAUCGAAGCUACUGCCUACGGUUUACUGGUUUAUGUGGCUAGACAAGAAAUAUUUGUUGAUUACAUCGUUAAUUGGUUGAAUACUCAGAGAUUAACGGAUGCUGGAUGGGCUUCAACUUCUGAUACUGCGACAGCUUUGAAAGCACUCAUUGAGUAUACGUCUGCGCAAAGGAUAAGAGACAUUUCUAGUUUGGCAGUUACGGUGGAAGCAACGUCCUUGCCAGGGCAGAGCAAUGUGCUUUAUGUUAAUGACAAAAAUAGGGGAAAAAUGCAAUAUAUUGACAUACCAAAUGCUUGGGGUACCGUCAAAGUACAAGCCAGAGGUGCGGGGUAUGCUAUACUGCAGAUGUCCGUACAGUACAAUGUUGAUAUUGCCAGAUUCCAAACGCAACCACCUGUCCCAUCUUUUGAUUUGUCUACAAGGGCUGAAUUUUAUGGCAGGAAUCAUUCUCAUGUUAAUUUCCUCAGUUGUCAGAAGUGGACGUAUUUGAAUGAGUCUGAGAGAUCAGGACUUGCAGUACUCGACGUUGCAGUACCCACUGGUUACAUUAUUCAGCAGCAGAAACUUGACGCCUAUGUUCUAUCAAGACAAGUUCGUAAUCUACAGAGGGCCAAGUUCUUGGAAAAGAAAGUGCUCUUCUAUUUCGACUAUUUGGAUAACGAAGAAAUUUGCAUAAAUUUGACAGUAGAACGUUGGUACCCAGUUGCGAAUAUGUCUCGAUUUUUACCAAUUAGAGUGUAUGAUUAUCACUCCCCCGAAAGGUACAACGAAAGCAUCUUUGACGCACUAACGACCUAUCUAUUAAAUAUUUGUGAAGUAUGUGGUAGUAGUCAAUGUCCUUACUGUUACAUUUAUAACAAAGCUACCGUUCUUUCGGUACCCAUUUUUACCAUUUUUUUCACUUCUUUCGUUCUUCUUGUACAACAUCUCAGGCUACAAGAAGGCGCUGUUAUUUAGAUAUUUACAAUACUCAUAAUGAAAUAGGUAAAUGAAUCUCAGAAAAACAAAAGCGUUUGUGCAGGGUAUAUGAACUAUGACGUAGUUAUUUUUUUCUGAAUUAUGUUUUUGCUCUUUUUGAUUAAUUAAAAACACCUUGUGCAUUUAGGAAGCUCUUCAACUUUUGGCCUUUUAAAAUUUGAUACGUUGACUCAAUGGGGUGAUAAAAUGAAAUAAGUUUAUUGUAAAAUCGUAUUACGUAAAGUACAAAGUUAAAUAUUACUAAUAGCAGUGCCUAAUAGGUUUAGAUUGUAAAAGAUUUUUGUAUAGAUACAAAAUGUAAUAAGAAAAGAAGUGUGGGAGGUAAGUCUCUCUUUUAUCCUAUUUUAUAAAAUGAUUAAAACGUGUAAAUUAAUGAUGUUUAUGUGAAAUGAAACAAAAUUUUUGUGAUAACAGCAACAAUAUCACCAGUAAAUUUUGUUAAAAAUUAUGUUUAUGUAUAUAUUAUAAAUGCUGUACCUACUGGAACAAAAAAUGUAUUUCUUUGGGUGAAAAACAGACAAUACUGUUCAAUUCUCAUAUCUAACAGAGAUAUUUGUAUAUAAGAAUGUUAAUGUGUAAAAAGAAAAAAUAUUUGCCCUCUUAACAAAUCUCACUAAUAUUUUUUAUAUGCACUUCAUGUAUUUUACAUAUACAGAUUUUUAAAUAUUUUAUUGUUUUGCAAAUUGUGACGCUGGGCGAAGUUUGCCUAUAAUGGUAAAAAAAGCAGGAUUCACAAUAGUCACUAACGAUGUGUAAUAUCUAAACUCGGUAACGAGCCGAAGUUUCGUGAAAGUAUUAGAGUCGGGUUUUGAUUGAAGCUAUUUCAUAUUUAGCACUAACUUUUUUGGUUCUUAUAAAAUUAUUUAAUGAAUAUUGUAAACAAGUAUAUCACAAUGUGUUUAGAAAAGUUGCAUGACUAAUUUCAAAGUGCUGUUCAAGAUUAGCAGUUAGCAUUAGCAGAACGAACGGCUGACAGCUGACUACCCCUUUUCUCCUUCUCUAGCUAUUGGAAGUAUCGAUUGAUUUUGUGGCAUGAAAUUAGUCUCAUACCCGAGUGAUAAGAUGUUACAGAUCAAUACGCUAUUAAAAAAGAUACUGAUGGUACAUAACGAUAAAACAAUUCCUUUCCAUUGGAUUUGAAUUAAUGUACAUAAAAAAAUUGCUGAAACUAAUCAGUAACUACUUUUAUUAGUCUGAAUCUCGUAAUCUUAGAAGCAGCUUUUACUUCUUAAUAAUAUUUUUUCUUUUUGAUAAAGGUGCUCAGUACUUUUGGUUACUUACAAUUUUUUUUAUGCAAGAAUUCUUACGGUUAGUCAAAACGAGGUAACAGGUAAAAGGCGAAUUUGUAUUUAUUUAAACGAUUGUUUAUUUUAUUUUAUUUUUAUAGACUACUAAUUACUCUAAUGCCUAAUUACCUUUUUUUGUAUUUUGUCCAUAACUUUUCGUUACUUUUUUAUAUACAUAUACAUUUUUUAUAGAGUAACUUUAAUUUGGCUAAUGAUUUAUGGAAAUUGACCAUGACGUGCUGAUAGGAAUUAAUAAGUUGGAAAUAGUUUUACGUUUGGUAGUUUCUAUAAAUUAUUAACCAAGAACUUAAUGUUCUUUAUACAAAUUAUGGAUAGAUAUAUGUAUAACACGGAAAUUGUAGUUUUAUCAUUUGUAAUAGGCAUCAAAAAUGUUUUAAAAGAAGACUGUACAUAUUUAGUAUGUAAAAUGAGGGCAGCUAGUGCUCGUUAGUCUUAAAAAACCGUCCAUCUUCACUAACUAGACGUUGGUGUUUAUAUUUAGUGCCCAAAUCUAAUAUAUUUCACCGUAGAUAGAACUUGUUCAAUCCUAUUUUGUAAGUUUAUACGUUUUUAUAUCUAAGUCUAAUUUAAAAUUAGAGAAUAACGACAAAAAUAGUAUUUGUUUUUUUUUUUCUUGUAGGACGUAUUAUGUCACUUACAAUUUUCUUUCGUACAAUAAAUUAAUUACUUAAA
Molecule: messenger RNA, 7811 nt
Organism: Agrilus planipennis (emerald ash borer)
Lineage: Eukaryota; Metazoa; Arthropoda; Insecta; Coleoptera; Buprestidae
Product: CD109 antigen
Exons: 21
Coding region: 310-5811 (1833 amino acids)
Cellular component (GO): extracellular region
Molecular function (GO): endopeptidase inhibitor activity; protein binding
Source: RefSeq, a predicted model, not a curated record